Molecule: messenger RNA, 2208 nt
Organism: Brachypodium distachyon (stiff brome)
Lineage: Eukaryota; Viridiplantae; Streptophyta; Magnoliopsida; Poales; Poaceae
Product: zinc finger CCCH domain-containing protein 33
Exons: 1
Coding region: 593-2035 (480 amino acids)
Molecular function (GO): protein binding; metal ion binding
Source: RefSeq, a predicted model, not a curated record
ACUUCCCAAAGCUACCAGCAAACAACAAUUACAACCACAGACUAAAUCUCUUAUCCAGUGACACUACCUAAAAAAAAGAAGAGGUGUUGUUGAUUAAGGCAAAAUGAGAUCCAGUCAUCCAGUCCAGUGAGCUGUCUGUUGACCGUUGACCGGUCAGUUAUCGUUGCGCGCGUCCUUGUAGCUCCAGUGCAAGCAAAUCCAGCGGCGGGAUCAGAUCAUCGGAAGGUCGCACGGAAGGAAGCAAGCAAAGGAAGAGGAGCCGGUCAAGAGUCAAAGGGUCAGCGAGGAAGAAAGGAUGGGAGGAGGAAGCAGCUGCGACCACGACCCAGGGCCCCCCUGCCAUACAAAAUACAAAUACUCCAGCUCCAUCCAAAAGGAAACCACACGAGGGACACGCACAGAACCCGCACGCGGAGGAAAGAAGCUUCCUCUUCUUCCUCCCGAUCCCGACAGCCGCGAGUGCGCUCCGCGCGCUAUAUAAUUCCUGCCGCGGCAGCGAACACCCACAGCAAACACUCGCAGCGCUCUCCUUCUUCCUUGCUUACUUCCAUCCAUCCAUCACCAGCUCAACCGGCUCAGGCAGCUAGCGACCAUGUGCCCCGGCCCCCGCAACGCCAUGGCCUGCAACAAGCACGAGCUCCAUCAGCAGCAGCCGUCGGCAUCCCUCCUGGAGCUCGCCGCGGAAGACGACCUCGCGGGCUUCCGCCGCGCCGUCCAGGAGGACAAGCUCUCCUUCGUGGCGGCCUCCUCCUGGUACGGCCCGUCGUCCCCGAAGAAGCAGCAGGGCGCCUGCAGGCGGCUGGCGCUGCAGCUGCGCACGCCGGCCAUGGUGGCCGCGCUCUACGGCAGCACGCAGGUGCUCUCCUACGUGCUCUCCAUGGCGCCCUCCGAGGCCGCGCGCGCCUCCGCCUCCGACGGCGCCACGCCGCUCCAGCUCGCCGCCGCCGGCCGCGCCCCCUCCGCCCCCGCCGCCACGCGCCUCCUCCUCGCCGCCGGCGCCUCCCCUGAUGCCGACACCAUCCUCCUCCUCCCCCCCGAAGCGCCCACCAAGGAAUCAACCAAGAAGAAGGACUACAGCACCGCCCAUGGACACGGCGGCGCCCCGGCUCCGGCUCCGGAGGACAUCAACGCGGGCGUGUUCGGCACGGACGAGUUCCGGAUGUACAGCUUCAAGGUGAACCCGUGCUCCAGGGCCUACACGCACGACUGGACCGAGUGCCCCUUCGCGCACCCGGGCGAGAACGCGCGCCGCCGCGACCCGCGCCGCUACGCCUACAGCUGCGUCCCUUGCCCGGAGUUCCGGUCCGCCGCAUCCUGCCGCAAGGGCGACGCCUGCGAGUACGCGCACGGGGUGUUCGAGUCAUGGCUCCACCCGGCGCAGUACCGGACCAGGCUCUGCAAGGACGAGGUCGGCUGCCCGCGCCGGAUCUGCUUCUUCGCGCACGGCAAACGCCAGCUCCGCCAGGUCAACCCCUCCGCCGCAUCCAUGGCGUCCUCGUCCUCGAAUUCCUCCGGCUCGUCUCCCUCGAGGCCGGUGCUCAAGGCGUCGCUCAGCUCGCGGGAGCUGGAGUUCGACGUGAGCGGCAAGCACAGGCUCUUGUCGGCGCAAUCGGAUUACUCGGACCUCAUUGGGGCCUACGUCCAAGCACUCUCCCUGCAGCAGCAGCAGCAGCAGCAGGCCGGCGGCGACAUCGAUAUGCUCGUCCAGAGGCUUAAUAGUAACAGCAAGCCGCCGCUGGGCAGCUCCUCCCGCGCCGCCGCCUUCGCCAACCGGAGCCAGAGCUUCGUGCACCGCGCCCCGGCUCCCGCUCCGGCCGCGCGCUCCUUCGCGCCCCCGGCGGCGGCGUCCGUGCUCGCCGGCUGGGGCUCGCCGGACGGGAAGCUGGACUGGGGCGUCCACGGCGCGGAGCUGCGCAAGUCCACGUCUUUUGGCAUCGGCAGCAGCAGGCCGCAGGCAACAGCGUCCUGGCUCAAUGACAGCAGCAACGACAUUCUGGCGGCGCGCUGGUCGGACCUGGAGCAGAUGGUGGCCUAAGCUAAUACCCGUAAUACACAUUCACGCUUACAUUUCUAGCUACAGAAAUUACAGUUGUACCCGUAUAUAUAAAUGUGAGAAAAGAGUUAUGGAAUUGAUCGAUUUUUUCGAACUUGUUCUGCCUCGGGGGGAUAACAAUAUGUUGAGAUAAGAAUCAUGGUGUCUUUGAAUUA